AGUACUUUGAAGAUUUAAGAACUCUUGGAAAUCCUUUUGUGCCAUUGCUCCUUCGCCCUUGUUCAUCAAGGCCUUUGAGUCCUCAGGGGCCGAAUUUACCUCUAAACAGAAAGAUGGAAACUAAAGUACAUUUGUUCUGCCAGGCAGAAGAAAAUACUGAUUCAUCAGAUGACGCCUGUAAUUGUUUUGCAACCAACUUGCCAUCGAGACAUAUUGACAGCAACAAAUACAUCAAGCUUUCUGAAACGACAGAGAAGAGAAUUUCACCUGAAAUUAGGGGUUUGGUCCCAGAACACACAAAAGAGUGUGAAAUGUCAGUACUCCUAUUUAAAGAAGAAAAAUCUGAUUUUUCAGGAGAAAAACAAAUCAGGAGAAAGAAAAAUUUACAAGUACAAUUGCACACUAAAAGAACUGAGAUUGCCUCUUCCUCUGUGAAGCCAUCAAAGGAGAAGAUGACUAUGAACGAAAACUCUUUAUGUAAAUUGCCGAAUCAGUACAGCGUUCACAAGACUUUAUCACCUCUUUAUACAUCUUCCUCACUUAUUCGGAGAGCGGAAAUGCUGUCUAACCUCUACCAGACAAUAUAUGAUGAAGUACCUCAAGAAUAUAUAUACUCACAAGAAUUAAAUGCACUUCAAAAAGCCUGCAUAAUUUUUAGUAAAAUUCGAAGUGGUAAGAUUUAUGUGAAUGAUCUGCCAAUGAUCCAUCGCAUGUUGAAGAUUUCUAUAAGUGAUUCAGAAAUGCGAAAGGCACUAAAGACCAUUGAUAUUGAUGCAUUCCAGGGUGCCUUGAAGAUUUUCUGUAGGAUAAAAGGUGGUCAAGUUGCAGUUGAUGAAGUAGCUGCUGUUUUAGAUAGCAUGGAUAUUCCCGUAACCGCUGAAGAUUUUCAGGAAGUGAUAAAAUAUGCUAGUAUUGAUAGUAACCAUCUGGUGGAUAUUGGCGAUAUUAUAUUUUCUUUGGAUGAACUGCAGCAACAGUAUGAGGAUAUUUCAAUUAUGGAAUGGUCAGCCUUGGAUGAAGAUACUUCAAACACAAACUUAUCAGGUGUAUCAGAAGGUUGUCUACCAUAUAGAAAGAAAAGCACUUUAUCUUCCAGUCUGUCUGAACUGUCCUUAUCCCAAGAGUUAAGUAGCAAAAACCUCCAACAUCAUAAAAUUAUGGAGGAUAAUGAUGACCUGGAAUUUGAAAGUUCAAAAAAUAAUUUGCAUGUAAGAAAAUUACUGGAUGGCAUUGAUAGUAGCAGUGAUGUCGGAUUCCAGGAAUCACAUUCAAAGGACGGCAUAAACUUUAAGAGAAGUUCAGAGAAAGUUGAAAUUCAUGACUCAAAGUCUAAACCACAAAACCUGAAGAAUAUUACAAGCUUUGAAAAGUCUCUGGAUAUAAGUGAUAUUUUUAGUGUCCCAAAAUUUAAGAUGCCAGCUGUGAGAAGGCCUUCUAGCCUCCCAAAUCAUAUUUCAUCUAAGGAAAAAACUGCAAUUAAGACUCUGGAAAAUGUCUGUGAAGCUAUCAGUAAACUCCAAGAAAAUUACAUUGCUGCAGAAGAACUUCAGUCCAUUUUGCCUUCAUUAGGAAUUACUUUAUCAGACAAGGAGUUCAAGAAGAUUGUGACAGACACUAGUAGAAAUGAAAAUGGAAUGGUGAAAUUAGAUGACUUUAUAAGUGCUCUCUCCAAGGAGCAAAGUCUUCCUGAAUAUGAUGUGUUGUUCAAUGUCAUUAAAGCCAUUGAUAAAAUUAAAGAUGAAAACAUUGAUUAUGAGGAUCUGAAUACUUGUCUUCAAAAUUUUGGAGUUUACCUUUCUAAGGCAGAAUUUGAAAAGAUCACAGAGUUGACUGAAGCUGGUGGGAUUAAAAAAGCUGCUCAGAUCUUGUCACCCAUUAAUAAUGACCAAAUUCGUAUACCUAACUUGGAGCAUGCCCUUAAAAGUUUGAAUGUUAAUUUAACUGAGGACUUCAGUGAGGCCCUUGAAUGUUGUGACGUUUCAGAUGAUAAGAAGGUGAAUUUAAAAGAUUUUUUAAGGGGAAUUAAAGAAAAUCCACAUUUCAAAGAGUCCACAGGGUUUCAAGUUGAUGUUCAUGACCUUGACACUAUUCUUGGAAACAUGGCGAUCAAACUCACAGCUGAGGGACUUAAUGAUGUAACCCCAAAUCUACCAACUGAUGGAGGAGAGGUUGAUGUCAACGACAUGAAAAAAGUUCCAGGAAACAUGGGAAUAGAACUUAAAGAUAAGAAACAUUGGAAUUUGCCAACUGAUGGAGGAAAAAUCGAUGUCAGUCAACUGGGCACAGAACUGGGAAACAUGGGGAUGAGCCUCGCAGAGAAGGAACUUAAAGCUCUGACACAGAGUCUGCCAGUUACUGAUCUCUUGGUAGAAUCAAAAGUAAUAAAAGAUAUACUUGAACCCUGA
Molecule: messenger RNA, 2405 nt
Organism: Rhinolophus ferrumequinum (greater horseshoe bat)
Lineage: Eukaryota; Metazoa; Chordata; Mammalia; Chiroptera; Rhinolophidae
Gene: EFCAB13
Product: EF-hand calcium binding domain 13
Exons: 19
Coding region: 114-2405 (763 amino acids)
Source: RefSeq, a predicted model, not a curated record